Molecule: messenger RNA, 628 nt
Organism: Camelina sativa (false flax)
Lineage: Eukaryota; Viridiplantae; Streptophyta; Magnoliopsida; Brassicales; Brassicaceae
Product: cationic amino acid transporter 4, vacuolar-like
Biological process (GO): amino acid transport; transmembrane transport
Cellular component (GO): membrane
Molecular function (GO): amino acid transmembrane transporter activity
Source: RefSeq, a predicted model, not a curated record
UCAUUUUUUCAAGAAUCUUUCUUACGAGAAUCUUAAUAAAAAGUAAUCUCACAAAAAGUUGGAAUCGUGCACGCCUUUCUAAAGUAUCUCCGGCUCCGAUACUCCAUUUAUCUGGACUCUGUUAAGGGAAGUUUCAAUAUUUUUAUUGGAAUUGUCUGAGAUGAGUUGGCUCUGAAUCGAUUGGGACAAAAUCAAACCGGUUUAUUAGAAGCAAGUUGGGUUGAUAUGAACAGUCUUGUUAGAAGGAAACAAGCUGAUUCUGUUCAUCUUAUCAAAAACGAUGGACAUCAUCAGCUUGCCAAGAAACUAUCUGUGGUUGAUCUUGUAGCUAUUGGAGUUGGGACGACGAUUGGAGCAGGAGUGUAUAUUCUUGUGGGAACUGUAGCUAGAGAGCACACAGGACCUGCUCUUGCUGUUUCAUUUUUCAUUGCUGGAGUUGCGGCUGCUCUCUCGGCGUGUUGUUAUGCUGAGCUUGCUUCUCGCUGUCCAUCUGCUGGGAGUGCUUAUCAUUAUUAUGUCAUACAUUUGUCUUGGAGAAGGGUUUGUACAUUGUUUUUUUUUAUGUCAGGGUUACUGAGACAUUAAACGUGUACUUUGUUGUUAAUCUAGUAUAGAUUGCUAAAGAACU